AUGGAGGAGGCCCACGAUACGAUCCGCAGCCGCGCGACGACCUUCCGUUUCGACGAGGACGACGACGAGGAUGCAGAUACUCUCUCUAUCUCUUCGUCCACAUCCAGCUCUCGCCACACAUCCACACGCACACCAAGAUCAAAACCAAAAGCAAUGGAGAACUCCUCCUCCGUCAUCCGACACUCCGUUGCUGCGGCCAUGCGGGCUAUGGCGCUGCGAUGCCGUGUUUCGGCCCUCUCUCAUCCAGACAUCCACGGGCCAACCCGCACGCCCUCGAACGGCUACGUAGCCUCUAACAAGGGGCUUCAAGAACAGGUCACAUCCUGCAAUCACAAUCACAAUAACAACAACAAAAACAAACGUCGCAAAUAUACCAGGUUCGUCCCGAGCCGGAAACUGGGUUCGCUGGCGGAACAGACCAUGAGGACGCAGAUGGUUGGGUGA
Aspergillus clavatus NRRL 1 is the source of this 444-nucleotide messenger RNA. RefSeq lists its product as uncharacterized. The transcript has a single exon. The coding region runs from base 1 to 444 and encodes 147 amino acids. The record is from RefSeq and is a predicted model, not a curated record. Lineage: Eukaryota; Fungi; Ascomycota; Eurotiomycetes; Eurotiales; Aspergillaceae.